Mesoplodon densirostris (Blainville's beaked whale) is the source of this 1416-nucleotide messenger RNA. It is a transcript of the gene GDF11, whose product is annotated as growth differentiation factor 11. Gene Ontology annotation, cellular component: extracellular region. The transcript is spliced from 3 exons. Gene Ontology annotation, molecular function: cytokine activity; growth factor activity. Bases 36 to 1250 code for a protein of 404 amino acids. The record is from RefSeq and is a predicted model, not a curated record. Gene Ontology annotation, biological process: SMAD protein signal transduction. NCBI's taxonomy places the organism in Eukaryota, Metazoa, Chordata, Mammalia, Artiodactyla, Ziphiidae.
CCCGCCCCCCAGUCCUCCCACCCCUCCCCUCCAGCAUGGUGCUCGCGGCCCCGCUGCUGCUGGGCUUCCUGCUCCUCGCCCUGGAGCUGCGGCCCCGGGGGGAGGCGGCCGAGGGCCCCGCGGCGGCGGCGGCGGCGGCGGCGGCGGCGGGGGCCGGGGGGGAGCGCUCGAGCCGGCCGGCCCCGUCCGUGGCGCCCGAGCCCGACGGCUGCCCCGUGUGCGUGUGGCGGCAGCACAGCCGCGAGCUGCGCCUGGAGAGCAUCAAGUCGCAGAUCUUGAGCAAACUGCGGCUCAAGGAGGCGCCCAACAUCAGCCGCGAGGUGGUGAAGCAGCUGCUGCCCAAGGCGCCGCCGCUGCAGCAGAUCCUGGACCUGCACGACUUCCAGGGCGACGCUCUGCAGCCCGAGGACUUCCUGGAGGAGGACGAGUACCACGCCACCACCGAGACUGUCAUUAGCAUGGCCCAGGAGACCGACCCUGCGGUGCAGACAGAUGGCAGCCCUCUCUGCUGCCAUUUCCACUUCAGCCCCAAGGUGAUGUUCACAAAGGUACUGAAGGCCCAGCUGUGGGUUUAUCUCCGGCCUGUGCCCCGUCCAGCCACAGUCUACCUGCAGAUCUUGCGACUGAAACCCCUAACUGGGGAAGGGACCGCAGGGGGAGGGGGCGGAGGCCGGCGUCACAUCCGUAUCCGCUCGCUCAAAAUUGACCUGCACUCACGCUCCGGCCACUGGCAAAGCAUCGACUUCAAGCAAGUACUACAUAGCUGGUUCCGCCAGCCACAGAGCAACUGGGGCAUCGAGAUCAACGCCUUUGAUCCCAGUGGCACAGACCUGGCUGUCACCUCCCUGGGGCCGGGAGCCGAGGGGCUGCAUCCUUUCAUGGAGCUUCGAGUCCUAGAGAACACAAAACGGUCCCGGCGGAACCUGGGCCUGGACUGCGAUGAGCACUCAAGUGAGUCCCGCUGCUGCCGAUACCCCCUCACUGUGGACUUCGAGGCUUUUGGCUGGGAUUGGAUCAUCGCACCUAAACGCUACAAGGCCAACUACUGCUCCGGCCAGUGCGAGUACAUGUUCAUGCAAAAGUAUCCGCACACCCACUUGGUGCAACAGGCUAACCCAAGAGGCUCUGCUGGGCCCUGCUGUACCCCCACCAAGAUGUCCCCAAUCAACAUGCUCUACUUCAAUGACAAGCAGCAGAUUAUCUACGGCAAGAUCCCUGGCAUGGUGGUGGAUCGCUGUGGCUGCUCCUAAGGUGGGGGACAGAGGCUGCCUCCCCAGCAGACCCCACCCCCAGACCCCCCAGCCCUGAGCCCCUCCGCCCAGGCCCUAGAGCUCCCUCCACCUCUUCGAUGAGCAUCACACCUUGUUCCCUGCCCAAGCAGUGUGCAAUACGGCCGAGGGAGGCAGGUGGGGAAUG